Messenger RNA from Trichogramma pretiosum, 859 nucleotides. It is a transcript of the gene CCDC53, whose product is annotated as WASH complex subunit 3. Gene Ontology annotation, biological process: actin filament polymerization; exocytosis. Gene Ontology annotation, cellular component: WASH complex. The coding region runs from base 264 to 758 and encodes 164 amino acids. The record is from RefSeq and is a predicted model, not a curated record. Lineage: Eukaryota; Metazoa; Arthropoda; Insecta; Hymenoptera; Trichogrammatidae. The transcript has 3 exons.
GAAUAAAUAAUGAAAAUUUCAAAAAUGUGUAUGCAUCGUCGAUAAAAGUCGAUAAAGAAGUUUAAGAAAAGAGCAGAAUACAUGCUAUGCAGUAUUUGUUCUGCUACAUCAUAACAACAAUGUAUGAAAGUGUUUAACACUCAAUGAGUUUUGUAAAUGUGUAUGAUUAGAGAUAACUCCGCUCGCAAUAAAUGGUUUUAUAGUUUGGAUCAUUUGAUUAAUAAUACUUCACCACUUGAAGGAUCAAUCAUUUACAUAAAAACAUGAGUGAUCUUGACAUUCCGAUGAUUGAAGCAUCAGUUGAUUACACAAAGGUUCCACCAAUCAAUGAAAAGAGAACGAUAGCUUUUAUAAAUCAUUUUAUAUCAUAUGUUGUGACAUAUUUAAAUAAAUUUAGUCUGAGCUGCGAAGAAAAAUUAUUUGAAUUUGAAAAUAAGUUGCAAAGAGUUGAAGCUUCAUUGAUUCUGCUAGAAACAAAGCUUUCGACAAUUCAACCUGAAAAUGAAAUUAAACAAGAAAAAAAUGUAGCUUCUGUUGAUGUCACAUCUGAAGCUCCGACACAAACACAAGAACAGAAUACAGACUCAAAAGAUGAAAGUAUUAAAGAGGAUUCCAAAAUUGAUGAAUCUUCGACCCAGAAAACAAAAUUAGACCCAGUAUAUGCAAAAUACUUCAAGAUGGUACAGGUUGGUGUACCAAAACCAGCAGUUAAACUCAAAAUGGAACAAGAAGGAUUGGAUUCAUCAGUACUAGACUAAAUUAAAACUUUGUUAUUCUGAACAAUAAUCGAAUGAUUUGUUACAUAUUUUUCAUUAAUCUUUUAUAACUAUUUUUGUAUUUAGUGUGAGAGAAAUUAUAA